This is a messenger RNA of Ipomoea nil (Japanese morning glory), 732 nucleotides long. Its product is annotated as putative late blight resistance protein homolog R1B-16. The transcript has 2 exons. Gene Ontology annotation, biological process: defense response to other organism. Lineage: Eukaryota; Viridiplantae; Streptophyta; Magnoliopsida; Solanales; Convolvulaceae. Gene Ontology annotation, molecular function: ADP binding. The record is from RefSeq and is a predicted model, not a curated record. The coding region runs from base 1 to 732 and encodes 243 amino acids.
AUGCGACAGAUGCUUCAUCAGCUCUUGUCUAUAAUCACCCAAGAAAAGAAUGUCAUCUAUAAAAGCAACGAAGAACUAGCAGACCUAUUACGUAGACGCUUAAUGGGUCGGAGGUAUCUCAUUGUUGUAGAUGACUUGUGGAGCACGGACUCCUGGGAGGAAAUCCAAAGGUGCUUCCCAGAAGAUAGUAAUGGAAGUCGAAUAUUGGUGACCACUCGACUUCAAGAAGUUGCCAUUUCUACAGGAGGAUCACAUAAUGAUUCGGUAAACUUGCCUUUCCUAAAUCCAAAUGAAAGUUGGGAAUUAUUUAAUUUGAGGAUUCUCAAUUAUAGAAGCUUAAGCAUGCCGCCUAUGAAACUUGAAGGGAUAUGGAGACACAUUGUUGAGUAUUGUAAAGGAUUGCCGCUUGCAAUUGUGAUAGUUGCAGGACUUGUACAAGCCAUCAAUGAAUCACUAUGGGAAUCUCAAUCAAAGGAUAUGGAGAAAAUAUUAUGUGCAACUGUGACCAACAGCCUUGUUGAUAGUUUUUCAGAGAUUCUCAGGUUGAGUUACAACCACUUACCAAAUGUCUUGAGAGUCUGUUUCUUAUAUCUGGGAGUUUUCCGUGAAGAUAGUGCAAUCCCAAUGAAAAAGCUUAUUAGAUUAUGGAUAGCGGAAGGGUUUGUGAAGGUAGAAGAAAAUCAAAGGAGCUUAGAAGAAGUUGGUGAGGAUUACUUAAAGGAUCUUGAAUGA